Molecule: messenger RNA, 6453 nt
Organism: Grus americana (Whooping crane)
Lineage: Eukaryota; Metazoa; Chordata; Aves; Gruiformes; Gruidae
Gene: HSD17B3
Product: hydroxysteroid 17-beta dehydrogenase 3
Exons: 11
Coding region: 5429-6133 (234 amino acids)
Cellular component (GO): endoplasmic reticulum
Molecular function (GO): oxidoreductase activity
Source: RefSeq, a predicted model, not a curated record
UAGGCAAUUACGGAAAUGGCUGUUUAAUUCAGAACCUCAGUACAUAUGUCUUUCAGUUAAUAAAGUAGUAAUUUAAAACAUUUGCCUUAGGAUACAUUUGUAGACAGUCCUAACCUUACUUGUCUACAGAUUUCGUAUUAGCUUAAUGAAAAAAUAGUUGUAAAACUAGAUUACUUAUUUGCUCUGUGAAGCUUCAUUUUCUUUUCUUUCUUUUGGAACAAUGGUAAAAAUUGUCAGAGAAAACAUUAAUCUUCAGAAUACAUAUUUAAAAGAAUUAAGUAGGCUGGUUUUAAGAAAUACUGGAUUGACUUCUGGAAGUCACAUUCCAUGACAGAAGUGUCUGGUGGUUACAUGCUGCUAGCUACAGAACUUGAAGUCCAAUAUUUUUAAAACUUUCUGAGUUCUACAGGUGGCAAGAUGUAUUUACAAGGGAACAUACAAAGAAACUUAAAAACUGUAAUUGUAUCAGAAAGGAAUAUUGUACUGUAAGUUGAUCUGUUCAUACUCUUAAUUUUCUAGGGACUGCUUAGCAACAGGCCAGCUGUAAUGGAAUGAUAGCAAGAGUGAAAAAAGUACAGUGGUCACCCAAAGAAGCUUUCUACCCAUGCAAAAUGUAAGGUUCUUGCAAUGAGCCUUAUGAAAGGCAGAGAGGCAGUACCUCAGGAAAAAAACAGACAGGGCUAGAUGAACAAUUCUUGACAUUGAUAAGAAUUUAUUAUUUUUCCUUUUGGUAUCUCAGCCUUAUUUACAGAUACUAGGCCCAUGAAGUACUUUAAGCAUAUCUCAGACACGUUAGCAGCCUCAGGAAAAGAAAAUGUCAAGGGAGCAUGGACAGAUCUGGAAGUGGAAAAGAAAAGACUGGCAGCUAUAGAACGUUGCCUUUUGACUCCAUUGUCAAAUAGAAGUGGUUUUGUUUCCUUUUCAUACAAAGGAGGUAUCCAUUAUUGUUGCCUAUGAAGAAUAUAGUGCAACUUGUUCAAAUUUAAAGCAUUCCUUGAAUAGUGAGUGAUUCUUUGGGGAACUUGUGAUUGUAUGUAAGUAUUUUUCAAAUGUAAUAUUCAGAUCUUUUUUGAUCUGACUGGGCUUACUUAUGAGGUAAAACGAGGUGUUACAGUGUAGAAAAUAGUAAUUAUACUGAAAUUUUAAGCUUAUGUGUGAGGAAACUGGGUUGUUAAGCUGAGAUGGUAAUGGUUUUUAUGACUUCUUGUUGCAGUUAAUGUUACUUUCCUUGUGAUUCAGACAUCUUUACUCUGUAAUAUGUCUGCAUGAUGUGGUUUUCUGGCUGAAGGUGUGAGUAAUGUAACACUGGACAUAUUGCUGCUCUUCAGUUGGAGAUUUCUGGGUGUCAGGUUUUACUUAAAUUUUAAAUAUUAUUCAUGUGAAAUGUGGAAGAAUAUUGUUAAAAUAUACAGACACAUUUUAUUUUACAUUAUCCUAAGUGCAUGUCUAAGCAUCAGUGUAAGCAUCUUGUUUAAAGAAUGGAUGUUUCAGAUUGCCACUAUGAAGAGUGAAGGUUGUUACUGUGCCUUCCCUGAGAAAUUCCAUAUACUAACUUUUAAAAAUUUUUUUAAUCACUUGAAGUCUGAAUUUCAUUGAUUUCAUCCUUGUCUUGCAGUGAGAUACUAUUCUUGUAAGCAUUUUUUCCCCUUAAGGUUUUGAUACAUGUCCUCAACUUUAAUAUUAGCUGGAAUCACAGAAUGGUUUGGGUUGGAAGGGACCCCAAAGAUCAUCUAGUUCCAACCCCCCUACCAUGGGCAGGGACACCCUCCACUAGACCAGGUUGCCCAAAGCCUCAUCCAACCUGGCCUCGAACACUUCCAGGGAUGGGGCAUCCACAGCUUCUCUGGGCAACCUGUUCCAGUGCCUCACCACCCUCAUAGGAAAGAAUUUCUUCUUUAUGCCUAAUCUAUCCUUCAGCUUAAACCCAUUACCCCUUGUCCUGUCACUACACUCCCUGAUAAACAGUCCCUCACCAUCUUUCCUGUAGGUUCCUGCAGGUACUGGAAGGCCGCAAUUAGAUCUCCCCAGAGCCUUCUCUUCUGCAGGCUGAACAACCUCAACUGUCUCAGCCUGUCCUCAUAGGAGAGGUGCUCCAGCCCUCUGAUCAGCUUCGUGGCCCUCCUCUGGACUCGCUCCAACAGCUUGAUGUCUCUCCUGUACUGGGGACCCCAGAGCUGGAUGCAGUACUCCAGGUGGGGUCUCACAAGAGCAGAGUAGAGGGCCAGGAUCACCUCUGUUGACCUACUGGUCACGCCUCUUUUGAUGCAGCCCAGGACACGGUUGGCUUUCUGGGCUGCAAGUGUGCAUUGCGAGGUCAUGUUGAACUUUUCAUCCACCAACACUCCCAAGUCCUUCUCCUCAGGGCUGCUCUUAGUCCAUUCUCCGCCCAGCCUGUAGCUGUGCUUGGGAUUGCGCCACCCACAUGCAGGACCUUGCACUUGGCCUUGUUGAACUUCAUGCGGUUCACAUGGGCCCAUCUCUCCAGCCUGUCAAGGUCCCUCUGGAUGGCAUCCCUUCCUGCACCACACAGCUUGGUGGUGUUGGCAAACUUGCGGAGGGUGCAUUGAAUCCCGCCGUCCAUGUCGCUGACAAAUACGUUAGACAGUGCCGGUCCCACGGUGCCAGCAAGUUCAAACACACUUUCUUCAGAAAAGCUGAAAGUCCUACUCCCUUGUUAAUAGAUUACUGCACUUGUUCAUGCCAUAAGCGCACCAUUUGUAAAAUGGGCAUACUGAUAUUAACUUCUUUUCAGAAACCUCUUUGAAAAAUCAUAUAAUAUUUCUUUCUCUGUAUAGAAAUAUUGUGGUCACUUUAGUAACCUUUCAUUAUCUUGUUUUCAAAUUUGUAGAUAAAUCUAUUUUUCUGGCCUCCACACAAGCUUGGUGUAAACUUGCUCUGGAGGUGUCUGAGCUAGAGUUUAACUCUUCAUUGCUCUAAGAUGUGGUGUUGAUGUGUGUUAUCCCCAAGGUUUGGAGCAUUCUUAUCCAGGGUUUUGUUUUAGACCCAUCUUUAGCCUCUCUGAAUACUAAACAAUGACUAUAUAUUUUUUUUUGGUCUUUUUGUUCUUGGGUACUUUCCAGAAAAGGAGCAAAACAUUUUCUGUAAAGCACCAGAAAUUGUUGUUUAUUUUGGAUUUUUUUCAGUAGUUUACAAAUCUGGGUGUAAUGUAGAGAUGUUACUCUAAUCUAAAGCCUGGACAUUCCUUGGAAAAAGAAAAUCACGUGAUUUGAUUAGACUUCUCACUUCUCUGCCAGUGCUCCGAGACUUGCAGCGUGCUGGGAAGAGGCAUUUCCCAGGGAGAAAGCGACUGAUUCAUACUAUCUUUCUGCCUUUGCGCACCAUGGAAGCGUUCCAGCAUCAGCUACUCACUCUUACAGGGGGUCUGAUCUUUUUCUGUGUUGUGGUGAAAUGCAUCAGAUUUAUGAAGUACGUUUUGCCACAUAUAUGGAGUGCUUUGCCUCAGAAUUUCUUUCGAUCGCUGGGAGAAUGGGCAGGUAAAGGAAACUUCCUCACCUUUGUCUUCUCAUAACUAAGUGAUGGAUUGUUACAUUUCUGAUCAGGAGAGGUUUUCCUUGCGUUUCCUAACCCUGUCCCUUCAGAACAACUGAGUUCCCACUAGGUGUGGUUUGCUUAAUUUCUUUUUGUUUUCUCCUAGUGACUUUGGUUUCAUGAGCCUGAAGGUUUUUCCUACUUGGGGAGAGUAGAAAAAUGGUCAAACUGGUAACAGCUCAUGCACCUGGUGUAUAGAUGUGAAUUCUCUCCCCAUUCCUACUUCUGAUGUUUUUUCUCUACUGCAAAUGCUUUAGUUUUAAUAGCAUUGCCUAUAUCCUCAGUUUCCUGAUAUGUGAAGCGACUAGUUUAUGUCUAGCAUAUGGUCUCCACUCUUCAAAGCAACUUUUCUUUGUUCCUGGUGACUUUGCUCCAGUCUGGUUUUUUCCAAAUUGGUGACCUAUCCUUAAUGGUAUCAUUAACGAGCCAAAUCUACUCUAGCCUAAAAACUUCAAAGGCUGCAACUUGGCAGUACUUUUUUGAAGAUAUUACACAUCCUCAUAAAAUAACAAAAUGUUUAAUAAACACCUUCUUCUUCCUACUGAUUGUUGAUGUUUUUCUUAAGCUCAUUAGAUUAUCAGUAUUAAAGAAGAGUGAUCAGGUACUACAGUGUCUGAGUUCCUGGGCUACAGAUGUCCCUGAUGGUGGCAUCUUGUUAAGAAGUGACUUGAACAGUACUCUUGUGUUUCAUUCCUUUCCCCCGCAUUAGAGACUUGAUGUAUCUGGAUUGAGUAUGUGUUUAAUAAAUACAUCUCACAGCAGAUUAAUAAAAAAUGAAAUCCACCCCUUUGCAGAAAACCUGCCUGAAUACCAGCUGCUCCUGAAGCAACACGUAGGUCUCAUUUUGAUUUAAGUGAGGCAAGGACCUGCGUUCUGUGCAUAAAGUGAGGAGCAGCACAUGGAUCUUCCUAUGUAAAAUCCUUGUUUCCACUGAAGGCUGAGACUUAUUUCCUUCAAUGGACCUUCUAUGCUCUGUCCUUUCAUAAACAUAAAGUCUCCUGGGACCAGUAAAAUUCAUAAGGCUUGGAUGACUUGCUGUAUCACAUGGCACAUGAGAUACUGGGAAUCAUGAAAAUUGAAGGUGGGAGGUAGAGGCUUGUUUGCCAUUAGACCCUUGUUUUUCAUCUGCAGGUCUGCUAGAGAGCCAAAGAUCUGCUGCUGCUUCACUGAGGGGUCUCUUCUCUGUGAAAUGAGAGGGUAGUUCAUCUUCUGUAGGCAAUGAACCUAACCAUUCAAAAUCACCUUGCUUCCUCAGUGUCUCUUGCAAUUUAGAAGUCCUUAAUCCACAUUUUUUAGAUAUUGACUCAUUUUCAAUUUUGCUCUGAAAACUUACCAGGUUUACCUUGGAAUUACUUUAGUGCUUUCCUACUUCAGUUAUUUCUUCUUUAUUUCUAAGGUGAUAAGGAUUUUCUUUCUAUAGUUCCUCUUUAGUAUUUCUUUGCAUAACAUUUAAAGCUCAGGGUGCUUUACAAAUGCUGAAGAUUGUUUACUUUCCCAGUAACACUAAAUCUAAAGGUAAAAUGAAUACAAAGGCUCUGAAAGAAAAAUGUUUUAUAGAUGGUGGCAAGUUCGCUAUGAUGUUUCCUUUGACAGAUUUCUUGUGAGAGAAAGUGUUAUAUCAGUUUCAGUCACCAGUUAGUCCUUAUGACCUACCAUUCUGCCACCAGCAUAUAAGUUAAAGACUUGUAAAGCACAACUUGUAAAAAUAUGCACAUGGAAGAAAAUUCUACCACCUCUCAGGCAAUUGACUUGUUGCUGAACAUCUCCACACUGAAAAUGAGAGUAAUAACUACCUACUGCAUCAGUGGUCACAGGAGCAGGAGAUGGGCUUGGAAAAGCAUAUUCCUUUGAGCUGGCAAAACGUGGAUUAAAUGUAGUUAUGAUAAGCAGAACUCUUGAAAAACUGCAGAGAGUCGCCUUUGAAGUUGAGCAGGCCACAGGUCAAAAGGUGAAGGUUAUACAAGCUGAUUUCACCAAAAAUUCAGUAUAUGAGAACAUCGAAAAAAAUCUGGAAGGCUUGGAUAUUGGUGUUCUGGUUAACAAUGUUGGAAUGCUUCAUAAUCCUCUUCCGUGCCGUUUCCUUAAUGGACCAGACAUAGAUGAGAACCUCAUCAACUGCAACAUGUUUUCUGUUACAAAGAUGACAAAAAUAAUUUUGAAACAAAUGGAGCCAAGACAAAAAGGUCUUAUUCUGAAUCUGUCCUCUGGUCUGGGUACUUUCCCUUGUCCAUUAUACACAAUGUACUCAGCUUCUAAGGCUUUUAUAAGUACUUUCUCCAAAGCACUACAAGCAGAGUAUAAGGCAAAGGGAAUUAUCAUACAGGUAGUGGCUCCUUACGGUGUUUCUACUCCAAUGACAAUGUUCCAAAAACCCAGUCUUAUUACAAAGACGGCAGAAGAGUUUGUUAGUGAAUCACUGGAUUAUGUCACCUUUGGAGAUGAGAUUUUUGGAUGUUUAGCCCAUGAAAUGCUGGCAUGUGUCCUGCAGUUCAUCCCCUUAUGGGUAUUCCACAGUGACAGACUUCAAGAAGCAGUCCUCCAUACAUUUACCAGUUACCUGAAGAAGAGAUGGAGGAACCCCUGACAGAGUAAUUUUUUUUUGAGAAGAUGUACAAUGGGAAACCCCAGCAAAAUGCAUUUUACUACAUCUCUGCAUGUGUGAAUGUGGAAGGAAUCAAAUCAGUUUGAGCCACAGCUUCAUCUAAAUCACCUAUGGAAUGAUAAGUGAUUUGAUCCAGUCAAUCUAUUAAACAAAUUUAUUCCUGUCCCUUUCCAAAGACCAUAAAAUUUGCUAGAGCUGUUCCAGUGACUUCUGUGGGACUUCAGUAGGUUUAAAGAAAUUUAUGUUACUAUUUUAGCAUAAGCUUGGAUGCCACAAAUAUUUAUCCUUAGUUGAUGUUCAUG